Anopheles funestus (African malaria mosquito) is the source of this 1685-nucleotide messenger RNA. RefSeq lists its product as uncharacterized. Lineage: Eukaryota; Metazoa; Arthropoda; Insecta; Diptera; Culicidae. The record is from RefSeq and is a predicted model, not a curated record. The transcript is spliced from 2 exons. Bases 580 to 897 code for a protein of 105 amino acids.
AAAGAACCCUCCCUAAUUCCAGGGGACCUCAAGCUAGUUGGGGUCUCUAUAACAGUGGCGCCAUCCCUGUAUCCCACCCCACCGCGACGGAAUGCACCACUUGGACGAUCAGUUUUUCCUUUGGUGCAUCACCAAACAGCGGAAUAAAAUCGUCACCCAAGAGGACAAAAGUGCAUGAAAGGCUUUACGCUGUGUGCUCACACACACACACACUUACCCAGCUGAAAAGUUUACUUAAGAGCUCGUGCCCUCAACAAAGCCUUCACUUUACUUAGCUGGUUUCCCACGAUCGGACGUGUCUGCUGAUAGUUUUGCGUACAUACUUGGUGUUUUUGGUUUGUUGAGAAAAAAGGCAACAUUUUUCCACAAUGAGUGUAACUAAAAAUCAUACCAUAAAUUUAAACGUCACUACGUUUACGCUCCGUGACUAUUUGAGUAAGUGUGCGGAACGAGCGAUCAAUCGAUAUUGGGGGCGAUCAUUCACACGUGUGUUUCACAGCAAUCUGCAUUAAAGCCAUCAUCUCCCGCAGAGGAUUAUAUCCUACCGGUGUAUUCCUCCGACAGUCCAAUAAUGGUGUGAUGGAAGAAAUAUCACAGGAUUUGAAAACUACAAACAAUAUCAACACAGUGGUAUCGAACGUGGAAGAGGUGAUCAAGCAAAAAAGAAGGACCACCGUCAUAGUAAAUAUAUUCACUCAGGACAUGAAAGCAAUCGACACUUGGCUCAUACAUAUCAACAUGAUGUACCACAAUGACGCAGCACCAGCAAACUAUGCUCCAAAAUUGGCGGACUAUCUGAAUCAGAUUGUUCAAGGGGCCACUUCCUUUCCCGCGUUGAAGAUGCCUUGCUGCCUACAGUUGUCUACAUGGGUUGGAAAUCCAAUCAGAUAUCCAUAACAUAUCUUCAAAAAAGUUGGGGCGAAGUUAUGCAGGAGGUCUUUAGUUGGGCAACAGUAUCUGUUACCUAGUGUUUAAGGGUUUCCUCUCAAAUAUUUAUUUUUCCAUUAAAAUGUUAUUUUUUUUUAUCAAAAACAAGAAUAAGACAAGUAUCGCUCAAUAAGUUUGGCUAAUAAAAUCUACUUUCUUUUGCGCUGUUUAGGCUAUAGUGCGAGUAGGAGUAUGCUGUAGACUUAUUGUUGCUCUGUUGGCGUCUAAAGGUAGACUAUGCACUAGUGGUGAGUCAUACGAUUUAUUUCAUGGCACGACCCGGAGUCGGGUGCAGCAGAAUCGGAAUCGACUCCGACCCGUGGGUGCAGCGGGUUCGUGUCAACCCAGAAAUAUAAAGUAGGAACUUCCGACCCGAAACGGUUCGGGCUCCAACCCGGUAGGUUCUGUAGCGCUUGUUGCGCUUUGCCGGACUCUGGGGACAUACCAUGUUUACGUCGAUCAUACGCAGACUGGACGCGGAAAGUUGUCCCAUAUUAAUUGUAGGAGAGAACUCCACCAGAGAAUAACGUUUUUGGCAAAGGGUCCUGUUUUCAACAUGUUCAUAUGGCAUUUCUCCUCAUAUUUCGUUCACCUGUCUCUAUCUAUUAAUUCUAAUUUGCCUUUAACGUGGUUCGGCAGGUUUCCUACUAGGGGGCGCUACAGUCGCCACAGUAUAAAAAAGGAGAAAGAGAGAUACCACGAGGUCCCAGUCCUGUAAAAUGUUGAAAUUAGCCAUGGCAAGUGAGGAAGUGGCGGGA